UUAAAGUACUAAAAAAAAAAAUAGGGCAGAAUGGACAAUAUUCCUCUCAUUCCUAACAAUCAAAUUACUUUGUAAGUAACUAUUAAAAAGUAUUAAUAAUACACUUUUUCUUAUAGUUUGUUAUUAAUCUGUGUAGCUGUUGUCGUUAUUUAUUCUUCAAAUUAAUUAAUAAAUAUUGGCUAUUUACCCUUUCUCCAAGCAGUUAUCAUAGCAUUAUUAUCUUGCACAUUGGUAUUUAGCAUAUCCUCGUUAUUCUUCCUUCAUAAUUAUAAAAAAUAUCCUAAUUAUUUUAAUACUUCCAAUAUCCUUACAAUAACCUCUUUAAGUGGUGCUUUUAUAUUAACCGUGUCUAGUCUCGUCACUUCUAUUUCGUACACUUGUGGACAAUGCUUUAUUUCCAUUUAAGGAGAGCUUAGCGGAAAAGAUAUUGUAGACAAUAUCUCAAAUUGGUAAUGUGGUUCUAGUGGUGAUUGCGAUAUUGGUGAAGCAUAUUAUUAUGCAGCUAAAUAUGUCUAUGGUCUUUGUUAUUAAAGAUUAAGUUGCUAUACAGACAGUUUAGCAGUAUAUAAACGUGGUUACGCACUUGCACCCUAGUUAGUUGGAUGCAUUGGAGCAGGAUUACUUUUAUUGAUGUACCUUUUCACAUUUAUAUAAAAUAGAAGAAAACUAAAUGAAUUAUAAAUGAUGCCUUUAAAUUCUAAUCAAGAUGACUUAAAUUAAUAAUUUAGAAACAAUCCUUUACCAUAUUAAGUAUAAGAUAGAAGCAAUACCAAUGCUAAUCCAUAAUAUCAUCAAAAUUAUUAAUAAAACCCAAAUGACUAAUAGCAAUAAAUCAAAAAAUAAUAAUAUUAAUAAUAAUAAUAAUAAUAAGUGCUUUGGUAGCCAAAUACUUAAUAAAGUGCUCCUUAAGCUAACUAUUAAGGUAACUCAUAUAAUAACAAUUAAAAUGUACCUUAAGUAAAUUAUUAAGAAUAAAACAAAUAGGCAGUUAGCUAAUAAUAACAACAACCAUAAAAUAUUUGA
Molecule: messenger RNA, 1023 nt
Organism: Tetrahymena thermophila SB210
Lineage: Eukaryota; Ciliophora; Oligohymenophorea; Hymenostomatida; Tetrahymenidae
Product: transmembrane protein, putative
Exons: 2
Source: RefSeq, a predicted model, not a curated record